AUGACCAACGUUAAUUUCGAAACCUUUGCCAAUCUGAACCAGACCACUAUAUUCACGUCGGGUACAGCAAAGUUAGAAUCUUUGGAUGCAUGGGACAACUGUUCUGGAAUUGGAGGUGGAAGAACCACGUUGAGGCGAGCGGACGACUCUAGAGUUGGAUUCCUAGAGAAGAGGUUUAACCAAUUCGUUAUUGAACAUUUUCCUGUUGAGGAUGUUGACCAUAGAUGCGCCGAAAUAAAUAUACUGACCGAGCCGAAUGCCGAACCGCCAAAGCAGUAUCAUGAGUGGCGUCUCCUAAUGGGCCACGCCGGCCCGCAGGCGUUGGAACACUUACCUGAAAGAGCAACAGGGGUGAAGAUAACGGAUGCCCGAAGACUGUGGAGAUAUGUUUGGGAUUACUAUCUGACAGACCGCAUAGCCGAAACAAUUAUAUACGCCUUGGAUGGAUUCUUCACCAUUCUGAGAAGGCAGUUUGACACGGAUCUUAAGAAAAUUGAAACUGACAACAAAAUGUUCACUCAAAAGCAUGCAGUUCGGGAUUACCUACUUAAUAAAGGUAUUCAAAAAAUCGUUGCGCUGCCGUAUGCGCAAGCCCUCAACGGAGCCGAAUAUUUGUGGCCAGAGAUUGUACGGGCUGCAGUACAUCUUUUGAAUCUAACUCCAAAGCGGCUUUUGAAUUGGAAAACCCCUAAUGAUUUUGCAACCUCAUCCGAUUUAGCAGAGACCUUCAAAAGGCAAAGAGACGGUAUAGAAGUCACUGAAAAGAAGCCAUACCUAUCCCAUUUGAAGGUGUACCGCUGCGAAGUCUUUGCCCUGACAACGGAAUAUGUGAAGAAGCAGUAUCACGUCCACCAACUUAAUCCAAAGGCUUUUCUUGGAUAUCUGGCUGGAUACGGCUUCAUAGUCUUUGCCCUGACAACGGAAUAUUUGAAGAUGCAGUAUCGCGUCCACCAACUUAAUCCAAAGGCUUUUCUUGGAUAUCUGGUUGGAUACGACUGCAAAGCCUUUGUCCUGACAACGGAAUAUUGA
Paracoccidioides lutzii Pb01 is the source of this 1029-nucleotide messenger RNA. RefSeq lists its product as hypothetical. Bases 1 to 1029 code for a protein of 342 amino acids. Gene Ontology annotation, molecular function: nucleic acid binding. The record is from RefSeq and is a predicted model, not a curated record. The transcript is spliced from 4 exons.